This is a messenger RNA of Lottia gigantea (owl limpet), 846 nucleotides long. RefSeq lists its product as hypothetical. The record is from RefSeq and is a predicted model, not a curated record. The transcript has 3 exons. NCBI's taxonomy places the organism in Eukaryota, Metazoa, Mollusca, Gastropoda, Lottiidae. The coding region runs from base 1 to 846 and encodes 281 amino acids.
AUGGCUGCCAAUGGUGGAUGCAAUUUACAAUCAUGUUCUUCUAAAACGACGAGAAGUCAAUCCGCAUUUGCUAAAUUAGAGUUCCAUGCUAUAAAAGACGAUAGAAUAAAACUGAAUACAAGUACAGUUGCCAGUUUAGCAUGUAGGAAAACUUACUCAACUGAUUCUGUUGGCAGUAGAUCUUUUGAACAUAGACUUCUAUCACCCCAUUUGAACAGUAUUUAUUGUUCUGGAUCUGCUGAAAUACCAUUCCACUUUAUUCAUCAUAAUCGAUAUCAAGAUCAUAUGCACCAAUAUAGAGAACAAUACACUCAUAGGCGAUUGAAAUCACUGAGAUCUAAUAUUAAUGAAUACAGAAGUUACCAAGGAAUGUUAUCAGCUCCUCAAAUUCUACAGAGACCAACUUUAAAACCUGCUACAGCAACUAAAACAAGCAAUUCGGCUGUUACAUCUGUUGUGCGAUGUUUUGAUGUAUUUGAUUCCAUGAAAAAUUUAAAAGUCAAUGACAACUCGCUGAAACCAACACACAAGAGACCAAUAAAGAAGAAAAUUUGGAAAUCUGAGAUGGUUCAGGUUCGAUUAAAACAACCGGAAAUCAACCAACCUGUCAUUGAGGUUCAGUGUCAUCAAAGUGGUGGUAUAAAAAUGGAUGACGGUGGUGGACUUCGCCGAAUGUUUACAUCAGAAGAUUUGCUACCAUCUGAACCGGAAACGUGUCAUAGAUUAUCACCGAAUAAUGCUAACAAGCUACACUUACAUUGUAGAUCCCGACCUUCUAUACCUAGUAAAACUCGUGGUUCUAAAAGAGAUCAACCGUCCUAUGUUGUUACUUAUAAGAAAAAAUAA